Molecule: messenger RNA, 1604 nt
Organism: Geodia barretti
Lineage: Eukaryota; Metazoa; Porifera; Demospongiae; Tetractinellida; Geodiidae
Source: the annotation of a GenBank genome assembly
GCAAGUGAUGUCAGUUCGAAGUAUGUAGCCAUCAUCCAUUGUACUACUGCGUCACAUUCACUAGAUUCGUCAUUAAGUGUUUCAGCCAGAACUAUAGCUACAAGGUAACGACAAUGUUGCAGAGUGAAGGAGUGUCAUUCUACUGUGUGACCACCAUCAUCAUACAUAGAUUCCAAAUAGUGUUUGAGAGUGGCACACCAGACAACAAUCUAGGUAUUGUGUGAUGUGUUCGGAGCGGGUUGCUGUUCGUAAACCAUGCUGCGUAAUUAAAUUUAUAUCCCAUUCCUAUCCAUUUACUUUAUUUAUUAGCAGGAUUUUGAAAAGUAUACUUGUACUUCUAAAUGAAUUGAGUGUCGUUUCAAAGUACGUGUGAAAAUAGAACUGCUCAUACUUUUCAAUAAAGCGUGGCAUAAGCGUAACUUUGUUCUAGUAGUUUCGUGAGAGGAGUCCUUUGGCCAUUGUCAUAAUUAUAAAGGUUUGCUAGAGAAAUUCAUGCAUGGUGUCCUAAAGCCCUACAGGAUGGCAUGGAUAAUACGCAGCUUUACUUCCUUACACUUUCCAUUGCACAACUAGCUGAUUGCAUGUCUGUUUGUAAGGGUGACAGAGGCACACUGUAUGAAGUAAAUUAAAGGUUGAAGUACAGGGGAAAACACUUGCUUUUUCCUGGAGAAUGCAUUCCAAGCAGUACUUUAAGUGAUAAUACGCUCAAGCUGAUGUGAAUCACAAGUGUGACCCUGUGUAGUGAUAUGCAGCACGAUUGGCAUUCAAAUUAUGCAGUAUGUAUUUCACAACUGUUGACAUCCUUAACUACUUCACAUCUUCAAAGGCAACUGAACAAGUUGUGUGAAGACCACGCCAAACAACCCCCUGUGACACUCUCUAACCUCUCCAAAGAACAGGAAAGUUUUGAUAGUUUAGAUGGUCAAAGUCAGUCACAUCAUCAACGAAGUUGGACUUUGCUACCUCCCCUCUCAGUGGAAAAGUUACGAUUAACAAAAUCCUCCACUUUCACACCUUUUGAUUCUCCAACUACAUCUUACACAAUUGUCAAAUCUAGUGAAGAACAAAUCGGUUUAUUAUACAAUUCAGUGGAAGAAAGUAGUGAACAGAAGCAAAAUCAAUCACAGAAUGAUCCACUGGUAGACGAUGCUAGCAGUGAAACACCACACUCUCUUAUUUUGAAGCAAAAGUGUAUGAAGACUAAUGAAGCUGAUUGUCCAAGUCAGUUGGUGUAUGGUGUUGCACAUGUUACGGACACGAAGACAGUUAGCUCAAGUAACAAUGCUAUGGGUGCACCAUUGAGGACUAAUUGUGAUAGUUCAAAAACCUAUCCAUUACAUCUAAAGUGCAGAAAUAUUUCUUCAAUGUUUGACUUAGCAACAUCUUUAAACUGUGAAUCUACUCACAAGCUCCUGGUAUCCCAUCCGGUUACAAAUCAGUGCGAAAUGGAGAGAGACGAAGAUAUUUUACAAGAUCUUUUUUUCAGGGAUUUACCUAAUAGCUAACCUACACAUGCAUCCAUGUAUAUACGUACAUCAGCUGCAAUCUUAUAUUAUAGAUUUCACCAAAAUAUUAUAAAUCAUGAAAAUAAAAUGAAAAGGUUC